AUGCCCAAGCCAUGUACCUUCGAAGCUCCCCUAGCAGAUGCGCUGGAGGACAGCAAGUACGUGAGAGAGAUUUUCAGGGAGCGAAAGGCUCUUUUGGGAUGGAAAAGUGACGAGAAAAAGGGCUUGCCGUCACUCAGUGCCCUAGGCAUGAACACUCGUGUGAUGUGCUUGUUCGCCGAAGUGUACUGCACGCACAAGACCGACUCUGUGCGGGCACCUCCGAUCGCGUGGAUCAGAAAGGAGGUGAAGAGGUUUGGAUCCCUCAUGUCCAUCGAGCAGUCACGACAGCAACUGCACUUGGAUUGCUGGGGGCUGAAGAAGCUCUUCAGUACGGCUUUGCGCCGUUGGGGUGUGAAGAUCGGGGCUAGGAAGGAGAGCGGAGUCGAUGACUUUUACAAAGUCGUGCAGAAGCACUGGGGAAAUGUCCUCCCUUCCUUGAAGAACCCCUGCCCGGUGAUCGUCGUCGACCUCACGGCCACAUCUCCGGGAACGAAGGUGAAGCAGCAGAUCGAUGACGUUAUCAAAGUGGAAGACGACGAUGAUGAGAAUCUGGAGGAGCAGGAGUUUAAGGCUCUACCAGAGGAGGACCUCACUAUGGAAGAAAUCCAGCAAAAAAUUGACUAUCUCAGGGCCUGCUGUGACGAUGGCUACGGCAUGAUUGUCCUCGAGGACACAGUGGAUGCUUCCCUGGCCGAGACGCAGGUGGAUGCAGGUGCUUUGGAGGUUGCUGCCAAGGAGGCUAUGCUAGAAGUUGAGGAGAGCCCAGCUCGCCCUUCCCAAGGCCCAGGCCAGCAGCUUGCGGAGACCCUCGCGCUCUUUGACCAAGAGGACGAAAUCCCCGUCGUCAGUAGGGUGGGGCAGUUUCAGCAAAAGGAAAGGGGAAACAAACUGAAUCCGGAUCAAGACUACGAGGAACUUUCCGCCAAAGCCUCCAAGCCCGUGUCACCGCCACGCACGCCCCCGAGAAGGCCCUCAACCCCAGAACCCUCAACGAAGAAAGACCACGAGUUGGCAAAGAAGUUGCAACGAUCGGAACGGCUACACAGCUCCGACCACACCAAGCGCUACCUGGACCUCGAACUCGACGAUCGCAUUUUCAAGGACGAUGAUGCGGAUGGGGAGGCGAAUGCCAAGGCCUCCGAGUGCAGGGCUUCAGCCGGAUCCAAGCGUGUCCUGGAAAGUGCUGGCAGGGCAGGUGCAAGUGAAGAAGAGGACAGUGAAGACCCUGAGGAGGAUCGCCGUGGCAAGAGGCAGCACCACGCACACGAGGAGGAGAGAAAGGUCAAGAACGGCCGUGGCAGGAAGGAUGAGGAACAGGAGGAUGACCGCAAGGAGAAGCCACGCAGCAGAAGUGCGAUCGAAGUGGAAGACCUGGAAGAGGAGGAAGAAGAGGAAAUCAAGAAGGAUCGCAGGAAGGCGCCGGAGAAGAGUAAGAGGCCAGUGCCAGAGGAAAAGGAGAUCCCGAAGAGCCGUGGCAAGAAGGAGCCCAGGAAGGUGCCAGAGGAGGAGGAAGAGAAAGAAGAGAUCCCAAAGAGCCGUGGCAAGAGACCAGUGCCAGAGGAGGAAGAGGAGGAAGAGGAAGAGGAGAUCCCAAAGACCCGUGGCAAGAAGGCGCUUAAGAAGAAGCCAGUGGAGGAAUACGAAGAGGAGAUCCCCGUGAAGGUCCGUGGCAAGAAGGCGCUUAAGAAGGUGGUGGAGGAAGUGGAGGACGAGGAAGAGGAGAUCCCAAAGACCCGUGGCAAGAAGGCCCCAAAGAAGAAGGCAGUGUCGGAGGAUCACGAGGAAGAGGAGGACCAGGAAGAGGAGAUCCCAAAGACCCGUGGCAAGAAGGCCCCAAAGAAGAAGGCAGUGUCAGAGGAUCAACAGGAAGAGGAGGAUGAGGUUCAAGAGAUCCCAAAGAGCCGUGGCAAGAAGGCGCCAAAGAAGAAGGCAGUGUCCGAGGAUCAAGAGGACAAGGAGGACGAGGAAGAGGAGAUCCCAAAGACCCGUGGCAAGAAGGUGCCAGAAGAAGAGGAGGAAGAGGAGCCAGAGGAAGAGGAGAUCCCCAAGACCCGUGGCAAGAAGGCGCUUAAGAAGCUGCCCGAGGAGAAGGAGGAGGAAGAGGAGCCAGAGGUAGAGGAAGCCCGGGGCAAGAAGACGAGCAAGAAGAAGCCAGUGCCAAAGGAGGAAGCCAACAACUCCAAGAAGAGGCUUUCGACAGCAAUCGAGGUGGACGAUGACAGAGAAGAGGAUGACGAGGAAGAGGAGAUCCCAAAGAAAAGGCAUGGCAACAAGCCCAUAAACAGGAAGGUGCUGCCAGAGAAGGACGAGGACGAAGAGGAAGAUAAGAUCCCAAAGACCCGUCGCGCUAAGGAGGCGAUCAAUGAGAUCCCGAAGAGCAAGAAGAGGGCAUUGUCAGGGGAGCCAGAUCUCGAGGAGGUCCCGAAGAAAAGCCGUGGCAGCAAGACGAGCAAGAAGAGGCCAGUGCCAGAGGAAGUGGAGGAAGAUGAGGAAGAAGAAGAGGAGAUCCCCAGGAAGGUCCGUGGCAAGAAGGCGCCUAAGAAGGUGCCAGAGGAAGCCGAGGAAGAAGAGGAAAAGGAGAUCCCAAAGACUCGUGGCAAGAAGGCCCCAAAGAAGAAGGCAGUGUCGGAGGAUCACGAGGAAGAGGAGGACCAGGAAGAGGAGAUCCCAAAGACCCGUGGCAAGAAGGCGCUGAAGAAGGUGCCAAAGGAAGAGGAAGACGAGGAAGAGGAGAUCCCAAAGACCCGUGGCAAGAAGGCCCCAAAGAAGAAGGCAGUGUCGGAGGAUGAAGAGGAAGAGGAGGAGGAAGAAGAAGAAGUGUUCCCCAAGGAAGCCGAGGAGGACGAAGAAGAGGAGUCAGUGGAAGAGGAGAUCCCCCAGACCCGUGGCAAGAAGGCCCUUAAGAAGCUGUCAGAAGAAGAGGAUGACGAGGAAGAGGAGAUCCCAAAGACCCGUGGCAAGAAGGCGACCAAGCUGUCAGAGGAGGAAGAUGAAAAGGCCAAGAAACUCAAGAGACGAGUCAUUGGCAAGAAGCCUGAUCCGAGGGAGCCCAGGGAGUCCUCAGAAGAGGAUGAUGAGGAGCCUGAGCCGAGCGAGAGUGAGGAGGAGCCCACGCCCAAGGCAAAAGCCAAGGCGAAGGCGAAAGCGAAAGCGAAGGCGAAGGCCAAAGCAAAAAGCAAGGCGAAGGCAAAAGCAAAGGCAAAGGGAGCACCUGGACCCAAGAAGAAGCCGGGUCGACCGGCCAGGGCUGACAAGACCGAGGGUGAGGAUGGGAUUUUCGCCAGAAGGCGCAGGCCCCCAACGGUUCCAGCCUGUCUGCGCUGGGAAGCCAUCGUGACUGUGUUCCAAAUGGACGUCGUGCCGAAGCUAAAGGAAGCUGAGCUUCCUAUCUCUUGCUGGGAGGAACCUUGGUGGAACCUGGCCACGCGUAUGUUCCAGAACGACGAUGGUGAAACCUGGAGGAGCACGGUUGAGUACGAAGACCAGCUGAAGCCCAGGGUCCCCAAGUUUCUGAAGAUGGCCCUGGAAAGCCUCUAG
This is a messenger RNA of Symbiodinium sp. CCMP2592, 3537 nucleotides long. Lineage: Eukaryota; Dinophyceae; Suessiales; Symbiodiniaceae. The record is from the annotation of a GenBank genome assembly.